Choloepus didactylus (southern two-toed sloth) is the source of this 2589-nucleotide messenger RNA. It is a transcript of the gene GARIN5B, whose product is annotated as family with sequence similarity 71 member E2. Gene Ontology annotation, cellular component: nucleus. The coding region runs from base 1 to 2589 and encodes 862 amino acids. Lineage: Eukaryota; Metazoa; Chordata; Mammalia; Pilosa; Megalonychidae. The record is from RefSeq and is a predicted model, not a curated record. The transcript has 9 exons.
AUGAACCGGCUUCGGAACAUCCAGCGCUUGCCACGGUUCCAGGGCCCCCCGAAGUGGGUGCCCAUUCUGGGCGAUCUCCAGAAGACCCUCCACAAGGGCGAGCACCUGCCCCUCCGCCCGCUGCCGAUGUUCGAGAGUAACUUUGUCCAGGUGACAAACCAAGGGGCCCCCGUGUACCUGCACCACAGAACCAGCCGCCUGACCAUGGGCGUGGCCGCCUCCCUGCCGGGCCUGGUGCUGCCGGACAUCCUACUGCUGGCUCAGCCCCCCGAGGGCAGGGGGUCCUCCGGGCUCCACCUGACCAGGCUGAUCCCGCUGGACCUCGCCCACCUGUACGUGCAUGACCUGCCCACCUGGCGCCUGAAGCUGCGCCUGGCCACCGGCCGCUACUACUACCUGGAGCUGGAUGCCCCCUGCGACGAGCGCGGCUUUCUCUUCGACCGCUGGAUCCGCCUCAUCGACCUGCUCCGGCAGCCGGCCCCAGCCUGGGCCCCCCGCGCACUGCCCAAGUCGCCCCUGGGCCUGGACCUGGUGGCGCCACCCGCCUCCACCUGGCGCCUGCAGGUGGGGCCUGACCCCGCCGAAUCCACGGUCAUGUCGGCCAAGGUCACCUUUCCUUACGAGGUGGUGACAUCCCGGAAACAAAAGAAAGCCAAGGCCCUGAAGCGCAGGUUCAAGUCCCAGGCCGCGGGCGACUCGGAGGCAGGAGGGAGGAGGAAGUCUAAGGAGCAGAAGUCCCUCCCGGGCCCCACCCUCGACCCAUCUCACAAGGAAAUCCAAGUUUCCGAGAAGCCCAGUCUCGUCAUCCGGACCAUCUUCAGCAUCAUCUCCAGCAUCAAGAGCCAGGAGCACUCCUCGCCGCAGGCCAGCUGCAGACGGGGGCUGGGGGCUGGCUCUGACGUCUUCUCGGCGGACACCUACAAUCGGACGGAGGGGCACCGGUGUCAGGAGGACACUGAAGCCCUCGUGGACCCCCUGUCCAGCACCAUGUCCUCCCACUCUGUCUGUCCAGAUGCACCCCAUGCUGCCUUCCACCGCUCCGCAACCCCUGCCUCCCUCCCCAGGCCCAGAGGAAAGGCCAGGCCACCACGUCCCCAGAAAGCCCCUCCUGUCCCUCACAUAUCUUGGAAGGCUCCAUUCAUCCCUGACCAGUCCCCAAAGGCCCCACGUGCACCUGCCCCACACCACAGGGUCCCAGUCCUACUUGCCCCAUACCAGAAGACCCCACCUAUACCUGCCCCAUCCCAGAGGGCCCCACCUGUACCUGCCCCAUCCCAGAGGGUCCCAGCGGUGCCCGCCCCAUCCCAUAGGGCCCCACCUGUACCUGCUCUUCCCCGGAAGUCUACAUCCCUCACUCUCCCGAAAAGGAAGUCUCUGUUCUUACCUGCCCCAUCCCCAAAGGCUCUGAGCUCAGAGCCCCAACAGCAGAGAGUGUUCCCCCCACCUGCCCCGCUGGAGAAGACCCCCACUAGCCCCGGCACGUUGCUAAGUGAGGACAUGCUUGAGGGGAGCAAGCCCAAAGAAAAACCUGUUCUGAUGGCGGGUGCCCAGGAGGAGGCUGUGGUGGAGCUGAGGGCCCGGGCAGUGUCCCUGGAGGUGCCGUUCAGCAAGACCAAGAAGGAGUCCAAGGAGGUCCUGAUCAGCAAAACCCGGGAGAUCACCCUGGAGGGCUUGACAGGCAGGAGGAAGGUGGAGGACAGGGCCCACAAGACGAAGGAAGAGAUCUCCCUGGACCUGCCAGGUGGCAAGUCCAGGGAGGUGGGGUGGCAGAAGAGAUGGGUCAAGACCCAUGCACUGACCCUUGAGGGACCCUCACGGGAGAAGUUCCAGCCCUUCUCUGUGGAGGGACUGGCUCUGGCCAAGCUCAUGCUCAUUGCCAGCUCCAAGGGGUCGCAUUUAAGACCCCCGGCCGUGGCGCUGCCUUCCUGGCUCUCUCUAACUUCCCAGGUGAGCACUGUGUCGAAGGUGGACUCCGUGCCUUUCAACCCCAGCCAGGUAUGCUGGCUGGAGAGGACACCGGUGGAGGUCAGGGAGCAGCCAGAAUCCAGCACCGGGAUAAAGAAGAGCACACGGCAGUGGAGACACGCGGAGGAGGCACCCUGGGACCCGACGGAGCACGCCAAGCCGUCCUGCCACCCCUCGCCUCCAUCCAGCAGCCCGAGGAUGGAGAGCGGCCCCCGGCCUCCCAUCGCUCUACCUGCCACAAGGUGGGAACACGUAGAGGAGUCGCCCAUCUCCCCACCUCCCUCAAGGAUGGACGUCACGGCCAGGAUGCCCCAGCGGCCCCCAAGAAUCUCUGAAGAGCCCGGCAAGCACUCCCUGGCCACGAUGAGCUCAUCCUCAAGCAUGCUCUCCCCCAUGCUCGUGCAAAUUGAGAGCCUGAAGGACGUGAACCCUGACAUGGGGGCAGCCAGGGAGGAAGUGGGCAUCCUUACAGCUGCAUCCAGGUAUUUGGGGGCGAGAGGUGGGCUGCCUGGAAACGAGUGGCCAAGGUCGGUGGAGCAGGGAGUCCAGCCAGAGGAGUCACAGGCGGGCUGGAUCGUGGAGAACCUUGAAUCAGGCAAUGCUAAGGAAUUUGGCUGUGAGUGA